AUGAAGUGCACCAGGAAGGAGAUCCUCAUUCCACAUGAAUGGUACCAGCCGGGGGACCUCCUGAUUGGUGGGAUCGCUUCUCAGUUCAUUUACCAACUACAUGGACUACUGUUUGAGAAAUAUGUGUCUCAAGAGAUCUUUGAAGUCACAGAUAUGACAACCAAGUUUUACCAGCACCCCCUGGCCUUGGCAUUUGCUGUUGAGGAGAUCAACAUGGAUCCCAAGAUCUUGCCUAAUGUUACACUCGGGUUCCACAUCUAUGACACGUACAAUGAUGAUAAGAUGAUCUACCGCACCACACUGGAUCUACUGUAUAAAUUCCAUAGAUACGUUCCAAAUUAUGAAUGUGACCACCAGAAAAAUCUAAUGGCCAUCAUAGGGGGGUUGGAAUCCGAUGUCUCUUUCCACAUGGCAGACAUUCUAGGCCUCUGUAAGAUUCCACAGCUCACAUAUGGGUCAUUUCCCCAAGUGGACAGGGACAACACAAACUCCCCUUCCUUCUACCGCAUGGUUCCCAGUGAAGCCCAUCAGUACACAGGGAUUGUCCGGUUACUUCAGCACUUUGGAUGGACAUGGGUCGGGAUCUUUGCUGUGACCAGCGAUAGUGGAGAACAUUUCAUCCAGGAAAUGGAGCCAUUGCUUUUCCAACAUGGGAUCUGUGUAUCCUUCACAGAAACGAUUGCAAACCAAGGUCGCUGGAGUGACUUGCAUGAUUUAUAUGACCAAGCAUUCAAUAAAUAUCCAUCUUUAAUGGAUAACAGAACCAAUACAUUUAUUUUCUAUGGAGAAGCUAUGAGUAUUAUGUCACUGAACACAGUUCUAUAUGUAGGUUAUCCUGAAAUACUGGAAAACACUUCAUUUAGAAGGGUGUGGCUUAUGACAGCUCAAGCUGAUUUUGCAUUACAGGGUCUCCAAAGAGCCUGGGGUCUGGAAUUCUUCCAAGGUGCAAUCUUCUUCUCAAUUCACUCUCAGGAACUAACAAGAUUCCAGACAUUUCUUCAAAAAUUUAACCCUUUUUUGAUACAAAGAGAUGGUUUUCUCAAAGAUUUCUGGGAACAAGCAUUUGACUGUCAACUUCCAAAUUCCCAAGAAUCAUCACAGAUUAAUGAAACCUGUACUGGGGAGGAGAAGCUGGAAAGCCUUCCUGGGCCUGUUUUUGAGAUGCAGAUGACUGGCCACAGCUACAGCAUCUAUAAUGCAGUCUAUGCCAUAGCACAUGCUCUGCAUGACAUGUAUCUAUCCCGCUCCAACCCCAAGUCAAUGGUGGGUGGUGGCAAAAAAGUUGACCUUCGUGAUCUCCAUCCUUGGCAGCUGCACCAGUUUCUUCGACGUAUUUCCUUUAACAACUCAGCAGGUGAAACAGUGUUUUUUAAUGCUAAUCAGGAAGUGGAAGGUGGAUUUGAUGUCAUGAACUUGGUCAUAUUCCCAAACAAGUCAUAUGAUAAAAUGAGAAUUGGAAAACUGAAUCCUGAGGUUUUUGAAGGAAACGAACUGAUCAUUGACGUGGACAGAAUUGUGUGGCAGAGCCGCUUCAACCAGGUGGUGCCCAUUUCACGGUGCAAUGAAUACUGCCUUCCUGGUUCUCAGAAGCAGAAGAAAGAAGCGGAUAAAUUUUGCUGUUACGAUUGUGUUCCUUGCCCUGAUGGAAAGAUUGCAAACCAGAAAGAUAUGGAAGACUGUAUCAAAUGCCGGGAAGAUCAAUAUCCAAACAAGGACAAAGAUCAAUGUGUUCUCAAGACAAUCAGCUUUCUCUCUUAUAAAGAACCCAUAGGGAUCAGUUUAGCUUCAGUUGCACUUUCUUUUUCCCUGAUCACAGUGUUGGUGCUGGGAUUUUUUAUUAAGCACAGAGAUACCCCUAUCAUCAAAGCCAACAAUCGGGAUAUCACCUAUACUCUUCUUAUCUCUCUCCUGAUCUGCUUUCUUUCUUCUUUUCUGUUCCUUGGACAACCUACCAAGGUGUCCUGUUUCCUCCAACAAUCUGCUUUUGGCAUCAUCUUCUCAGUGGCUGUUUCUUGUGUGCUGGCUAAAACCAUCACUGUGGUAGUAGCUUUCAUGGCCACCAAGCCACGGUCCAGCAUGAGGAAAUGGGUGGGGAAAAAACUGUCCAACUCUGUCAUCCUUCUUUGCUCCCUUAUUCAAGCAGGCAUAUGUGUGUUGUGGCUCGGAACCUCUCCCCCAUACCCAGAUUUAGAAAUGGAGUCCCUGAAUACACAAAUGGUAGCACAAUGUAAUGAAGGGUCUGCCAUCAUGUUUUAUAGUGUUUUGGGCUACUUGGGGCUUCUGUCCCUCGUCAGCUUGACUGUGGCUUUCCUGGCCCGGAAGCUUCCAGAUACGUUUAAUGAGGCCAAAUUUAUCACCUUCAGCAUGCUGAUGUUUUGCAGCGUUUGGCUAUGUUUUGUCCCAACCUAUCUGAGCACCAAAGGGAAAUAUAUGGUAGCAGUGGAGGUCUUCUCUAUCUUGGCUUCCAGUGCUGGGUUACUCGUUUGUAUUUUUUCCCCUAAAUGCUACAUAAUUUUGUUGAGGCCUGAGAUGAAUAAAAGAAAACAGUUAUUACGAAGAGUAAAUUAA
Messenger RNA from Gekko japonicus, 2568 nucleotides. RefSeq names its product vomeronasal type-2 receptor 26-like. The record is from RefSeq and is a predicted model, not a curated record. Gene Ontology annotation, molecular function: G protein-coupled receptor activity. NCBI's taxonomy places the organism in Eukaryota, Metazoa, Chordata, Lepidosauria, Squamata, Gekkonidae. The transcript is spliced from 6 exons. Gene Ontology annotation, cellular component: membrane. The coding region runs from base 1 to 2568 and encodes 855 amino acids. Gene Ontology annotation, biological process: G protein-coupled receptor signaling pathway.